Molecule: messenger RNA, 4493 nt
Organism: Balaenoptera acutorostrata (minke whale)
Lineage: Eukaryota; Metazoa; Chordata; Mammalia; Artiodactyla; Balaenopteridae
Gene: TIA1
Product: TIA1 cytotoxic granule associated RNA binding protein
Exons: 13
Coding region: 263-1471 (402 amino acids)
Biological process (GO): cytoplasmic stress granule assembly; regulation of mRNA stability; nuclear-transcribed mRNA catabolic process, nonsense-mediated decay
Cellular component (GO): cytosol; cytoplasmic stress granule
Molecular function (GO): mRNA binding
Source: RefSeq, a predicted model, not a curated record
GCAAGAUUCUUCUGCGCCUGCGCCGCCCGGGUCACUUCGCUGGCUGCUCCAAGGCUCCCGGCUCGCCGCCAUCUUGUGUUGGGGCUUCAUUGUUCGCGCUGGGCCGGGUGGUUUAGUGUAAUUGCCGCCGAAGCAGGGGGCGGAGUAAUCUCUGGUCGGCCGAGAAUCCCCGCUAUUUCACAGACAUAGCAGCUCGAAAGAUUUGUGAGGUAGUAAAGGGUAGAGAGCUGGACCCGGAGGCGCCGCCGCGACAGCAGCAGCCAUGGAGGACGAAAUGCCUAAGACUCUAUAUGUCGGUAACCUUUCCCGAGAUGUGACAGAAGCUUUAAUUCUCCAGCUCUUUAGCCAGAUUGGACCUUGUAAAAACUGCAAAAUGAUUAUGGAUGUAAGGACAGCUGGAAAUGAUCCAUAUUGUUUUGUGGAGUUUUAUGAGCAUCGUCAUGCAGCUGCAGCACUAGCUGCUAUGAAUGGGCGGAAGAUAAUGGGUAAGGAAGUCAAAGUGAAUUGGGCAACAACCCCCAGCAGUCAAAAGAAAGAUACAAGCAGUAGUACCGUUGUCAGCACACAGCGUUCACAAGAUCAUUUCCAUGUCUUUGUUGGUGAUCUCAGUCCAGAAAUUACAACUGAAGACAUAAAAGCUGCUUUUGCACCAUUUGGAAGAAUAUCAGAUGCCCGAGUGGUAAAAGACAUGGCAACAGGAAAGUCUAAGGGAUAUGGCUUUGUCUCCUUUUUCAACAAAUGGGAUGCUGAAAACGCCAUUCAACAGAUGGGUGGCCAGUGGCUUGGUGGAAGACAAAUCAGAACUAACUGGGCAACCCGAAAGCCUCCAGCUCCAAAGAGUACAUAUGAGUCAAACACCAAACAGCUAUCAUAUGAUGAGGUCGUAAAUCAGUCUAGUCCAAGCAACUGUACUGUAUAUUGUGGAGGUGUCACUUCUGGGCUAACAGAACAACUAAUGCGUCAGACUUUUUCGCCAUUUGGGCAAAUAAUGGAAAUUCGAGUCUUUCCAGAUAAAGGAUAUUCUUUUGUUCGGUUCAAUUCCCAUGAAAGUGCAGCACAUGCAAUUGUUUCUGUUAACGGAACUACCAUUGAAGGCCAUGUUGUGAAAUGCUACUGGGGCAAAGAAACUCUUGAUAUGAUAAAUCCCGUGCAACAGCAAAAUCAAAUUGGAUAUCCACAAGCUUAUGGCCAGUGGGGCCAGUGGUAUGGGAAUGCACAACAAAUUGGCCAAUAUAUGCCUAAUGGUUGGCAAGUACCUGCAUAUGGAAUGUAUGGCCAGCCAUGGAACCAGCAGGGAUUUAAUGGAUUUCCCCUCCCCUCUGCUUCUUUCACGUUCUCCACCAGUCAGACACAGUCUUCUGCACCGUGGAUGGGACCAAAUUAUGGAGUGCAGCCGCCUCCAGGACAGAAUGGCAGCAUGAUGCCUAAUCAGCCUGCAGGGUAUCGAGUCGCAGGGUAUGAAACCCAGUGAAAAAGGACUCCAGAAUCUAAAGCCAGUGGCUUAAGGCUACAGGGAGUGUAGUAAAGCCGUUGUUUACUUAAAGAUUUAUCAAAUCAGUCAGUGCAAAUGUCAGAUACAAUGUAUUUAUUUAAAAGAUUCAUUUUUUAAUCAUGAAAUUACUUACCAUCCGCAUUGUUUUAAAAAGAAACAAUAUGCUGGAUGUCUGCCAAUUUUUGCCUUCAUUACCUUUUUUGAUAAAGUUUCUCAAAUCCUUGUUUCAAAUACAAAUGCAGGGAUUGCUGCCACUUUUUUAAAAUUGAGGCAGAAAAUUGCACAAUGUUGAACUUUUUUCCACUGAAGUAGUGUGCAGUUCUAGUUUGCAUUCCUGAUAUGAUUUAAAACAUGUAAUAUAAAGAUGUAAAAAAAAAAAAAGAAAAAAGGAAAACCAAAACUGUGCAGAGUCUAGAAGUUCUUUGUAAUCUUCAGCUUAUGCACAAUUCUAUUUUAGGUUUUUUUGAAAUAGGCAUUGUUUGAGCUGUCCCAUCUCCACUGUUUUCCCUUUGGGGUUUUUAAAUAUAAGUUAUUAGUUUACAUCAUUUUUGUAUCUACAUUUUUUUCACAAAUUUGUCUUGCCUUAUUAAAGUUCUAUAAAGUAUACUUAAAUGGAAAAAAAUGAUCUUUAGAUUGAAAACUUUUCUCAGAUGGAUUGAUAAUUGCAUUCAUCUUGUGUUUUAUAUGAGAAGGUGCCUCAAGAAUUCCCUGUUGAAUUUGUUUAAAAGGGUUUUUAUCUUCUGUGAUAAACUUUGCUGUGUACCAGGAAUAUAAAAACAAAAACUUGUUACUAAAGAAAAUCUCUGAAAUGUGAUAAGUUCUUAUGAACCCAUGUUAAUUUCAUGUGUCAACUUCUACAUUUACAUGUAUCAUUUCAUUAUGUAAAAUGUUUUAGCAAUUUAAUAUUUUGCACAGUUAGCAAACUUUGUAUGUCAUUUCCUCCUUAAAGGCAUCAUGCAGAGUUGACAGGAGAUUUAUAAGGUUUUGUUUGCAUGUGAAUAUCAAAUACACACUUUGGUAGUCUUUGAAUACAAAGUCAUCUGCUCUUGUUUUUCAAGAACUUUGAGACACAAAGUUGUAUGUAAAGAAAUAUAUUAAUUUGCCAUAUUCUAGUUAUAUUUACUCAAAAAGAGUAAAUCAACUUGAUUUUAAUAUGUACAAAUGAUAGCUGUGAAACUGUAGAAUAUCCUUAUGUCAGGCUUGGAGUUUCUUGUGAACUCCAAAAUUAGCCUGAAUGACCAGCCGGGCAAAGCAUUUUUUAAAUGUUCAGAGGCCAAAAGAUAAACAAACAAAAAACCGUGAAAUCCUACCUCCUUAAACAGCCUUCAAAGAGGAGAAUCCUCAGUGCAAUCAUUACUUUGAUUCUUUUGGUACCUGUUUUCCUGGAGUUCCCAAUUUUAUUAUUUUGGGGUGGCUCCGAGCAUUAAGAGGUUUAAUCUUUGAUGGCAUUGUUCUAGUUUUGAAAUUUCUAGUAUAUUUCAGUCUCUUAGAAGAAUUGUGGGAGAUUUUGUUUUGUUUUGUUUUCAGCGAAAGUCACAAACUCUCCUCUUCUUUGACUCACAAAGGGGAAGGGUCCCCAGUAUACAUAUUUGGAUGCUUCGUUGUUUUUAAGACCAGAGAGCUCCUGGUGUUUUAUUUAGGAACAGAAAAGGCCCAUGGAAUCCUAAGAGUUCCCUGGCCUGUAUCCUCCAGGUAGGAGCAGAUGACUCGAAGCUGGUCUCUAAGCCAAUCCUCCUGUAAACCAGAGCCCAGGAAAGACAGCUCAUAAAUGUAUAAUUCUCUGGAGCUCAAUUCUAUGCAGUUGUACUGAUGUUUCAUCAAGUCACUGUGUAUUUUCUAAGUGUUGAUACAUUAAAAGUUGCUUUAUGGAAGAUGAGUAAAUUUUUUAAACACUUGGAAAUUUUAUUUCCUUGUUAAUUAACCUUCUACAGAUCAGGGCAUGCAACCAAAAGCAGCUUAAAUACUCAAAAAAUAAAAUAACAGGAUGCUGUUUUUAGAUUCUUCUGGUUUAUGUUCCUAUUUUAGGACCCUCACUUUUCUCUUAUUCAAAAGUAUUUUAUGUCCUAUACAUCUGUGGAUUGCAGGGUAAAUUACUUGGGCAUAAAUAAUCCAAGCAAAAGUAUAGUUUUUCUUUCAUCUUGACUAUCUCAAGAAAUAACACUUUUUAUUAGCCAAUAUUUUCUUAUUGCACAAUUCUAAAAUGUACAUUGACUACUUUUUGAGAAGAAAGUAGCAUUACUCAAAGGCUUAUUACUACUGAACAAAUUUGCAAUUCAGGAACAUUGCUAACUUUGCUUUAAAUCUUACUCUCAGUGUUAAAUCAUUUAAAAAAUUUACAGUCUAAAAAUCAUACUGGUAUUAGUAUCAGGUAAGGAAAUUAAAGUUUUUUAAAUGGAUUCAUUCUCUGCAAUAAGCAUUCAGAUUUUACUUUAAAAUACAUCUGGUACUGUAAAGAACCUAAAGUGGUUCACACUUAAUGGGUCAUUAAUCCAGUAUUCUUUGCCCUGACUGUUUGGAUAUUAAAGUUCCUUUAUGUUUUCUAUAACCUUUGGGAUCUUCUUGCAGUGAUUAUUGUGUGUGAGAGAUUUUUUUUUCUUUUUGGUCUAGUCAUAUUGUUAUAUUCACUCAGGUAUUUGUUAGAUUUCUUUUUAAUCUUAUUUCAGAAACCAUGGUUUGCAUUGGGUUACUGUUUGAUACCACAAAGAAUUGCUGUAGAUUUAACUCACUAUGAAAUCUGGAUCUCAUUUUCCUUGUUAAUAUUCUCUCCCUGUUGAAAAUGAGAUUCACAUUCUAGUUUUAUUCUUCUCCUGUUUUGUCCCUGUGCUUACUUAGCUUCCUUUUGUAUGUAUUAGAGUUCUAUUACUUUUGAGAAGGCGGUUGAUAAGGACUAGUUUGCAUACACAAAGAGAGUUAAGUUUACCAAGAGCUACAGGGUGCUCUUGAGGUUACAGUUGCAUUGGAAAAAUAAAAUGUGUUUGUAGGAAAUAAAGAACAAACCCUU